CCUGAUUUUGUUUAUCAGGCUUGGAGACUGUUCAUAGAAGGCAGGCCUCUAGAAUUGGCUGCGGAAUCAAUUGGCGAAGAACACUACUUAUCUGAAGUGCUACGUUCAAUUCAUGUGGGGCUAUUGUGUGUGCAAGAAAAUCCAGAAUAUAGACCAAACAUGUCAUAUGUGGUUUUGAUGUUGGGUAAUGAAGAUGAAUUGCCUCGGCCUAAACAACCAGGAUUUUUCACUGAAAGGGAUCUUAUUGAAGCAAAUUCUUCAUCAAGCCAGAGAAAACCACCUUCAGCUAACGAAUGCUCAAUUUCAGUGUUAGAGGCAAGAUAG
Messenger RNA from Dovyalis caffra, 324 nucleotides. Lineage: Eukaryota; Viridiplantae; Streptophyta; Magnoliopsida; Malpighiales; Salicaceae. The record is from the annotation of a GenBank genome assembly.